UGUAUGUUUUUUAUUAAAGCUCUCUUUUUGGUGGAUGUUUUUAUUGCAAAAUUUAUGCGCAAUAAUUAAUUAUUUUUAAACUGACACGACUCGAUUGUUUAUGAUAUUAAUUGUCUAAUGUCAAUAAUUACGAUCCAAGUCUGGGUACUAUGAAUAAUAUAUAAAAUACAUAAAUUUCAUAAGAGAGUUGAACAACUGAUAAGGUUAAGUUUGAAAAACUUCUACUAUUUUGAAUUUUAAAGAAAUGGCGAAGGAACGAGGAGUUAUUAUGCCUGUCAUUCGAAAUUUCUUAAAUUCUUUCAUGCCUCGAAAAAGCAAAGUAAGAUUCGUGGGUGAAGAUUAUCAUGGUACAAAAUAUUAUGAAGAUCCUGAACGUCUAAGAAACCGUGGACGUUCGUAUGAACCAGCUGAUCCUGAAAAUUUACACCCAGAAAUACCACCUGAGUGGGAAGCAUGGCUGAGGUACAGAAGAGCAAAUCCACCAACUCCUGAAGAAGUAAUGGCCAACUAUGAAUUGAUGAUGACAAAAAAGAAAAAUGCUGCAGAAUUAGAAAUCCAAUACAAUAAAGAGAAAGGAAAAACUGUUGAAGCUAUACCGUCAAAACCUCAAUUAAAUUUUCCUACAUAUGAUGAGUACAGUAAUUACGGGCAGAAUUACCAAAUAAAACCAAAAAAAUAAAGUUA
Chelonus insularis is the source of this 684-nucleotide messenger RNA. RefSeq names its product NADH-ubiquinone oxidoreductase assembly factor N7BML. Lineage: Eukaryota; Metazoa; Arthropoda; Insecta; Hymenoptera; Braconidae. Gene Ontology annotation, cellular component: mitochondrion; membrane. Bases 245 to 679 code for a protein of 144 amino acids. Gene Ontology annotation, biological process: mitochondrial respiratory chain complex I assembly. The transcript has 2 exons. The record is from RefSeq and is a predicted model, not a curated record.